AUGCACACGGCAUCGACUAUGUGGUGGUGGAAGGUUUUGGUGUUUGCUGCCAUUGGGACAGUCGAAGCGGCUUCCCGAGAGCAAUGGCUCGGUCGGUCGGUCUACCAAGUGGUCACCGAUCGCUUCGCUCGAUCCGAUAACUCAACCACCGCUUCUUGUGAUGCAGGACUGGGAAAGUACUGUGGUGGGAGCUUUCGAGGCAUCAUAAACCAACUGGAUUAUAUUCAGGAACUCGGAUUCGAUGCAGUAUGGAUCUCUCCGGUGCAAAGCCAGGAGUCAACGCGCACGGCGGAUCUUUCAGCAUACCAUGGAUAUUGGCCGAACGACCUUUACGCCGUCAACUCACAUUUUGGCACUUCCGAUGAUCUCCGAGCGUUAUCCACCGCGUUGCACGCGCGUGGCAUGUACUUGAUGCUUGACAUCGUCGUUGGUGACAUGGCUUGGGCUGGAAAUGCCUCCACUAUCGACUACAGCUCGUUCAAUCCAUUCAGUGAUCAGAAGUAUUUCCACGACUACAAGCUACUGUCUGAGGACCCCACAAAUGAAACCUGUGUUCUGGAUUGCUGGAUGGGAGACAACACCGUAUCGCUUCCUGAUUUGCGAAACGAGGAUCAGGAGGUCCAGCAGAUUCUGGGCAGCUGGGUUUCACAGUUGGUUUCAAACUAUUCAAUUGAUGGCUUGCGAAUCGACAGUGUCCUGAACAUUCCCCCCGCUUUCUUUCCCAAUUUCAGCAAGUCAGCGGGCGUUUUCACGAUGGGCGAAGGAGCCACAAGAGAUGCAUCCGAUUACUGUUCUUUGCAGCCCAGUCUAAGCGGACUUUUGAAUUAUCCGUUGUAUUAUAUCCUCUCGGAGGCCUUCAACACGACCAAUGGAGACUUGAGCAAAAUCGUACAGUCUAUCGAGUACAUAAGGACACGCUGCGAGGACAUAUUCACCUUGGGAACGUUCACAUCAAAUCAGGAUGUCCCUCGCUUUGGCUCAUAUACCUCGGACAUAUCGCUGGCUCGCAACAUUCUCACAAUCAGCAUGCUUGCCGACGGUAUCCCUAUCCUCUACUACGGUGAAGAACAGCACUUGUCAGGUGGGUUCAACCCUGUCAAUCGAGAGGCCCUAUGGCUUACGAAAUACUCGAUGAACUCGACCUCCCUACCUUUGCUGGUCCAGUCGUUGAAUCGCAUUCGAUCAUAUGCAAGCGGCGACGGAGAAAAGUCCAUAGUGGCCUCGAAGUCUGGGAGCGGCUACCUAUCGUUCCUUUCAUUGCCAAUCUACAACGCAACAAACAUUUUAGCGAUGCGCAAGGGAAUUACCGGCAACCAGGUUGUGAGCGUGGUGUCCAACCUGGGAGCUAAGCCAGCCAGCAACGCCACCACCAAAAUCACGCUUGGCUCCGAUGGCACGGGAUUUUCAUCUGGUCAAAAUGUGACCGAACUCCUUUCUUGCAAAACAUUCGUGACUGAUUCAAGCGGAAAUAUUCAUGUGGACCUCAGCUCGGAUGGUGGGCCUCGAGUGUACUAUCCUACUGAAAGUUUGAACCGAAGCACCAAUAUUUGUGGGAAUCACACCCAAACAUCGACGGCCUCGUCAGCAAGUCCAAAAACUUCCAUCGGCUCUCGGGUUUCUUUAUUGGGUUUGUCGUGGGAAAUGAGGGCAUUGAUAGUCACGGCUAUAUUGACCACGUCCUACAUUUUCAUCUAA
Penicillium maclennaniae is the source of this 1695-nucleotide messenger RNA. RefSeq names its product alpha-amylase. Gene Ontology annotation, molecular function: alpha-amylase activity; calcium ion binding. NCBI's taxonomy places the organism in Eukaryota, Fungi, Ascomycota, Eurotiomycetes, Eurotiales, Aspergillaceae. The transcript is spliced from 8 exons. Bases 1 to 1695 code for a protein of 564 amino acids. Gene Ontology annotation, biological process: carbohydrate catabolic process. The record is from RefSeq and is a predicted model, not a curated record.